GCAAAACGCCGCCCCACCCAAGGCCAAUCUUACCCCAUAUUCGCACAGUUCCUAAUGGCUCAGCAGGUUCAUUCCCGUGAUAUUUCGCACCAGAAUAACAACCUACCGCAAAAAUGCUGCUCAUGCGCACCCAGUUGGGUCAAGACUUUCUUGAUUUUCUUUACGUCCAUUAUCCUAACUUGGAUUUAUAUCAGUACUGGUAGGGGAGGUAGCGUACAUAAACCACUUCGCGCUUUUUGUCGUUGGAGCACUCUUGAUUGCUACGUGUAUUUUCGGAUAUUUCGCUGUCUCGAGUCGAAAUCGAUUAAUGCUAUUUAUGCUUGGCUCCUUUUAUUAGUUAUUCUAUUACAAGUCGGGACUGGUGUCUUAGCUCUAUUGUACCACCAGGUCGUCUAUGAAUGGCUUGCCGAUCGUUUGACGUACACCAUGACGUCCUAUUAUUAUAGUAACAAGGAAAUCACAAAAUCAGUCGAUAAGUUGCACGGCGCCCUGAACUGCUGUGGCUCCAGGUCUUAUAGGGACUGGUCCGAAAGUGUUUACCUCACCAAGAUACAUGAGCUAGACCAAUCAGAGUCCUCCGGUGGUGAGAGAUCAGUAUACUUAUUUGACCAUAAUUCAACAAGAGUGCCAGACUCCUGCUGCAGGGGAUCAAGACCCUACUGUGGGAGAUUAGCCCAUCCAUCGAAUAUCCACUACCAGUAUCGGCUCCGAACCGUUCUCGGCCGCAUCGGAUCACAACUUAACAAUUUACAGGGUUGUAUGCAAGGGAUGUAUGAAAGACUCAAGGAACACCUGUUCGUGAUUUUCGUAGUGAUAUUUGCCCUGGUAACAGUCGAGGUGAGAUUGUAG
This is a messenger RNA of Protopolystoma xenopodis, 849 nucleotides long. The record is from the annotation of a GenBank genome assembly. Lineage: Eukaryota; Metazoa; Platyhelminthes; Monogenea; Polystomatidea; Polystomatidae.